Molecule: messenger RNA, 1167 nt
Organism: Hymenoscyphus albidus
Lineage: Eukaryota; Fungi; Ascomycota; Leotiomycetes; Helotiales; Helotiaceae
Source: the annotation of a GenBank genome assembly
AUGGGUCAAGAAACCUCGCACAGCGAUCCAAACGCACCUCCCAAGACCCUCUCAUCUCGCUCACUCAAAGGAGUGGCCGAGUACAUCCAAAAUGGCCCACCAAAGAGAAUCGUGGUCCUGACCGGCGCCGGGAUAUCAACAUCCGCAGGCAUACCCGACUUCCGCUCCCCAACAACCGGAUUAUACGCCAACCUCGCGCGUCUCAAUCUGCCCCAUCCAGAAGCCGUCUUCGACAUCUCCUACUUCAGAGAACACCCAGAACCAUUCUAUAUCCUCGCCAAAGAGCUGUAUCCGGGUAAAUUCUACCCGACAGUCGCUCACUCAUUCGUCUCACUACUUGAGGAGAAAUGCAUGUUGGAGAUGUUAUUCACGCAGAAUAUCGACUGUUUGGAACGUCGGGCGGGCGUCCCGGAUGAGAAGAUUGUGGAGGCUCAUGGGAGUUUUGCGUCGCAGAGGUGUAUUGAGUGUAAGACUGAGUUCCCUGAAGAUCUGAUGAAGGAGGCUGUUAUGAAGGGGGAGGUUCCUCAUUGUCUUGUUCCGCAAUGUAAUGGGCUUGUCAAACCAGAUAUUGUGUUUUUUGGUGAAGCACUUCCGGGGAGAUUUCAUGAGCAGAGACAUGUUCUUGAGUUUGCGGAUUUACUUAUCGUCAUGGGAACGAGCUUGUCGGUUGCUCCUUUCGCGAGUCUCCCUCAGUUUGUGAGAGAAGGCGUGCCGAGAGUUUUGAUCAAUAAAGAUCGUGUGGGUGGUAUGGGGAGUCGGCCAGAUGAUGUGAGGAUUCUUGGGGAUUGUGAUGCAGGUGUUAGGAAACUUGCCGAUGCGCUGGGAUGGCGUGAAGAACUCGAAUCCAUGUGGUCAGAGGUGAAUGGCAAGCCCAGCGAGGAAGACAAAGAGAGAUUGCGAGUGUUACGAGAAAGCAUGACGAAGGAUGAAUUACUUGAAGAGGAGAUUGCCAAGUUGACGGAAGAGGUGGAUGAGACUUUGCAUAUGUCGAAAGACCACACGGCGCGAACGAAUGAGCAUCUACAGAAAGGUCCUUCGGCUAAUGAAGAGAAUUUGAUGGCGCCGUUGAAGCUGGUUGGUGAUUCAAAGGUUCCAACUGGAGAAAAAGCACCUGCCAGUACAGAGAUAGACAUUACCUUACCACAUCAUCGCUUGUCGGAUUUCUAG